Molecule: messenger RNA, 511 nt
Organism: Zophobas morio
Lineage: Eukaryota; Metazoa; Arthropoda; Insecta; Coleoptera; Tenebrionidae
Product: chymotrypsin BI-like
Exons: 4
Coding region: 65-475 (136 amino acids)
Biological process (GO): proteolysis
Molecular function (GO): serine-type endopeptidase activity
Source: RefSeq, a predicted model, not a curated record
UAAACUACUACGAAGAGCAAUUAGAAACAUACUGGAGAAUGAUAUAGGACUUAUUAAGUUACGAAUGCCGAUAGAGUUUACAGAUUAUAUUAGACGACUUCUUCCUCUGGCAUUGCAUGAACUACCAGCCAAACCAGAUCUUCGAAGUAUUGGAUGGGGACAAACUUCUGAUUCAAAUUCUUCACUGUCUGAAGAUCUCCAAGUUGUAAGAGUAGCUUCUGUAACAAACAAUGAAUCUAAGAUUGUAUAUGGAAAUCAGAUCACUGAUAAAAUGGGUUGUGUUGUUGGUAACUAUAAUGAAGGUGCUUGUCAUGGCGGUAUCGGAAGUCCCUUGUUGGAUGCUUACAGUAGAUAUACUGCGAUUCAUGUUGGAUUUGCCAGUUUUGUAAGUAGUAAUGGCUGCGAAUCAACUGAUCCGUCAGGAUAUACAAGGAUUUAUGGAUAUGUUAACUGGAUUACUGAAGUUACUAGAUAAAAGUGGUAUUCUUAUGUAUGUAAAAUAAAAGUUUGA